AUGAAGCUCCGCAACAAGGCGGCGGCGCUGCUCCUGCUCGCGCUGGCCGGGCUGCUGCUCGUGCUGCUGUCCCUGCGCGCCGGCCGCGCCGCACCCCCCGCGCCACUCGCGCGCCCCGCGUCUGCCCCGCCGCGCCGCCCAGCGCCGGCCCUCGCGCGCCUACCCGGCCCCGGAGCCCUCCCGGGGGCCGGCCAGGGUGCUCGUCGGCGCCGGCCCCCGCGUCCGCGCCCCAGAGCCGGGCGUCGGGGCGCCGCGAGCCUGAAGAAGUUGUCAAGGAGGCCCGGGGAACCCAGGAGUUUCCAAGCUGUGCUGCCACCCGAGCUCUGGAUCCACCUUGCUGUGGUGGCCUGUGGCAAUCGGCUGGAGGAGACACUGGUCAUGCUCAAAUCGGCCGUGCUCUUUAGCCACAGGAAGAUGCAGUUUCACAUCUUCACGGAAGACUCUCUGAAGCCUGAGUUUGACAAGCAGCUACGACAGUGGCCUGACUCUUACACAAAGAAGUUUGAGCACAGAAUCUACCCUAUCACAUUUUCAGUUGGAAACCCUCAGGAAUGGAAGAAAUUAUUCAAACCCUGUGCUGCCCAGAGACUUUUUCUUCCGGUGAUUUUAAAGGAUGUGGACUCCCUUCUCUACGUGGACACCGACGUUCUCUUUCUGAGACCUGUCGAUGACAUCUGGAAGCUUCUGAGGCAGUUUAAUUCCACGCAACUUGCAGCCAUGGCCCCCGAGCAUGAAAUCCCCAAGAUAGGCUGGUACAGCCGCUUCGCUCGGCACCCUUUCUAUGGCUCCGCAGGAGUGAACUCAGGAGUCAUGCUAAUGAACUUAACUCGGAUAAGAAGCACCCAGUUCAAGAACAGCAUGAUUCCAACAGGCUUGGCUUGGGAGGACAUGCUGUACCCUCUGUACCAGAAGUACAAGAAUGCCAUCACGUGGGGAGACCAGGACUUAUUAAAUAUUAUUUUUUAUUUCAACCCAGAGUGUCUCUACGUGUUCCCCUGCCAGUGGAACUACCGUCCUGAUCACUGCAUGUACGGAAGCAACUGCAAAGAGGCAGAGCGGGAAGGUGUGUCUGUCCUGCACGGGAACCGUGGCGUCUACCAUGACGAGAAGCAGCCGACGUUCAAAGCUCUCUAUGAAGCCAUCCGGGAUUUUCCCUUUGAAGACAAUCUCUUUCAAUCCAUGUAUUACCCUCUUCAGCUGAAGUUUUUAGAAACUGUGCACACUCUAUGUGGACGAAUCCCACAAGUUUUUCUGAAGCAAAUUGAGAAAACAAUGAAAAGGGCUUAUGAGAAACAUGUCAUCAUCCGUGUCGGCCCCAACCAGAUGCACUGAGGGUUUCACAUUGUUGCCAAUCAAUUAGGCUUCUCAUGAACGAGGAGACACCCGUCUGCAAGCCGCCUGGGUCUCUUUUAUGUGAAUAUUUAGUGGUGCUCUAAGACAAUUGAGUUUAAAAAGCCUUGUUAAAUGUUGCUAAAUUAAUUGCCCCUCAAAGGAAAUAUGCUUUAAUUUUUCCUAAAAUGCUAUUUGUCUCUCUGUUGUUGCUUUUUUUUUUUUUUUUAAGUGGUGUUAUUGCUCAUUGAACAUUGUUGCAGCAGUGAGCUGGCUGUGGAAAGUUCUGUGAGCCUUCCAAUUCCUAAGUGUCUGAGACAAUGUCAGUGGCAUCCAAAGUGACAGCUUUUAUCCACUUUUUCUGAGACUCUUUCAAUGCAGUUGUUUCCCCCAUCCCUUGUUAUCAAAGUAAUACGUGCUUCUGGUAAAUCAAACAAAUUUUUAAAAUGUAUAGAGAAUAUAUAGGCAAGUGGACCAAAGUCAGAAUGAGACUAGCCAUAAUCCUAUCAACCAGGGGAAAAGAUUUUGAUUUUAGAGUAGUCCUAAGUCUUUUUCCCUACUUCUGUAUUUAUUUGCUGGUUGUCUUUUCCAUCGUAACACAUGUCUAAAACCAGUAGUCUAAAUAAAAGUUGGCCCUUAUGCUGAGAUUUUUAUGUAGGAGACUAAAAAUUUAGGCAAAAUGAUUAUGUUUAUGGUGCUCUGCUUAAAAAUCCACCUGGGAGAAGCAUUCAGAUUUUAGCUAAUUGGGCAGGUGGUAAAGGAUGAAGCGUAACUGGGGUUUUUUUUAAGAAAAAUUAUUUAGAUUUUCCAAAUCAUAAGAAAUGUCUACGCAGCCACAGCUUCUGAAAGGAAAUUCAGUAAUUGAGUUAAACCUAAGAGGUUUACUUAGCAAAGAGAUGUGAUUUUGUGUUUACCCACAGACAAAAGCAGUUUAUCUCUUACGUUAGUAGAUGUGGCCUUCUCUCUUUAAACUUGUGGGCAGUAGGUGGAAAUUAAAGGCCAACUUGGAAGAUAAUGGGUACAAAUAAAUAGUUCAGCUGAUUCCAUUGGCAAAAAAAUGCAACUUCCUACCAGCCUUAGAAAGUUCUCGCAAACGUUCAUUUUUCUUUUCUAGGGUUAUCCGACUAUUAGCCAAGGAACCGGGCAGGUCUUCUCACCUGGCUACAGUAGAGGAAGUUCUAUAUUCUUUCCCCAAAGGGAUCUAACUUAAUCCCUAGUUACUCAAGUAGCUGGUAUUAGCAUGAGGGAGUUUUGCAUGAUGCUUUAUUUAUCUCAAAAUAACUUGUGCAUAAAUGAUCUCUUUGAUGUCUGCAACAGCCUAAUGAACUUAGUGGGAGCCUGUGUCAUCUCCACUGGGCAAAUCACGCAAUUGUAACACAAAGAAACAAACACGUUCAAUGUAAUUCCUGUUCUCUGAGACAUACAGAUGUGUAUAAAAUGCAACGUAUUUUACAGAGAAAUUUUUGGAAACAAAUAUAUUAAAUACUUUUCAACAUAUAUAGACAGCGAUCUGAAAAUAUAAAAUGAAAGUUUUUUAUUUUGGUAAUGCAAACGUAGUAUCCUACAUACCGGAAUCCAGUAGGAUAUUAGAGGUUCAGAAGAAAAAGUCUUACCCUGAAAAAAAAAAUACAUGAAAAUCUCAGCAUUACCAAAAAAUAUAUGUAUGUCAAUCAAUCUUAGUGUGCAGCAUCUUUAUGGCAGUAACAAAUUUAAAUCUAAAAUGGUUGAGUAAUAACCCAUACUUUUCCUUUGAUAAGUUGGGUGGCCUGUGGUUUGUUAUUUUUGUUUUAAGGGAAAUUACCAUGAUGAUGUGAAACUCUUAUCUUUGCUGGUAUAGUUUAUGUUUCCUCAUUUCGCCACCCAAGAUGACAUUGUCUGAUAUUUUAUAUCUGAAUAUAAAGUGAGGACAUUUCUGGACUGUCUCUUGGAUGGGGAAGAUGUGCCCUGUAUACCCACAAAUGGGGUUUUGGUGAAGGAGCCAAGCUGUGAAGACGACUCCCUGACUUCCAUUCCAGUUUUCUUUCUGCUUGUUCAGCACAGUCAAUAAACGCCACAAACGUCACUCAGGUUUGUUAGUGGCUCACAGAUCUAAAGAAGUUCCUUUCAUCCUUUGACAAGUCCCACCAAAAAAAAAAAAAAAUCUGCUUGUGAAGACUUGGAGUACAGCAGUGUCUUUUGUGACAGCCAGGUUUACCCACAACCCUCAAUUAUUGGUUCCAGGCUGAAUGUGCAAAAGAGGAUUUCCAUUAACGGUUAAUGACAAAACUCUAGAACAUUCUAGAACGAUGCAUUAUAAGAUUGUGAAAACUUAGAAUUUGGUGCGAUCUUCUGCCUUGGAGUUCCUCUGCUGUAUCUUGAAGUGUUAGUUUGGUGGAAAAUUCAGAACAAAAUUGAUCUUCCAGUUCCCACUGCCUGAAAGUGCUAAUUAUUUUCUAUGGUUAGGCUGUUACCAUGAGGCAGUAUUUUCUCUGCUUUUGAUAAUUUCCAGAAAACUAUUACAUUAGCACCUUUGAAAUAUGAUAACCACAUAUUGUAAUUCAGUGGACUCCUAAAACAUUGCGGUGUGUGGUCUGAAGUUUGCCAAAGGUUAUGUUGCCCCAUACGGCACGUUGAAUUUGUAUGGGACAAGCGUGAGACUGGGUCGCUUCUGUCUUCCUGUCUGGUCCUGUCCUCUCCCUUUUCCUUUAAACUUCUGUUUAAUGCAUGGCUAUGGAGUUCCAUUGCAGAAUGAAAGAACACUUUCUAAGAGCAAAAUGUGAUCAUGUUUUUGUGUAUGUGGAUAUUGAGACUUCCAAUGGCAGGGGCAGUCACUAGGUAUGCUGCCUAUGUUUUUCUUGCUGGUUUUUUUCCCCCAAUAUAAAUCUCCAAAAUUGUGACCUACAUUGGAAAUUUCAGUCUUUGAAAAUUUUAACUGGCUAGAAACUCUGUUUAAGUUUUCCUUCCACUUCCAAAAUAACUAUUUAUUUGAAACGUCUUUUACAUACUCAGUGCUUCCAUUGCAAAUUGUUGUGACUUUUACUGAAUUUAUUAUUGAAAUGAUAUUUAUACGGAUUCAUAGAGGUUUGUAUUUAUUUCAUUGCAAUUACGGUGUUUAUAAAACGAGCAAACCAUAUAAAACCUUUUUCACAGUCACAAAAUAGUGAUCCAGUAAUGGAAUAAUCACUUCAACCCACCCUGAAGACAGCACAACAUUCAUACAAAUUUAGGGUUGUAUAUAAAUAUUGCCUGGUACUUACACAGAAAAAAAUUGCCUAAGUUGGAUAAGUCAAAAUGAGCAUGAUUUCACGACUGAAUUCAGAAAUAUGUUGUGUUCAGAAGUAUGUUUAAUGCCACAUGAGUACAGAUCAUUAUAUUCUCAUUUAUUAGUAUGGUAAGCAAGCUUUCUUAUGUUUUUCUGUUUCUCUCCUACUUCUUCAUCUUCCUUUUGUUCAUUUUUGCCUUUCCCUUCCCGUCUUUGAUGUUAGCUUCUGAGUAGUAACAAGAGGCUUGGCGUUAGUGGCAGAGCCAUGGCACUUGGGUUCCCUGUGCAGGCAGAACUAAGUUCUAAUCCUUAGAUCAAAUCUUUAUGAUGAGAAUUUUCCAAAAGUUAAAAAAAAAUUCACACAGUACUUGUAUACACACACACGCACGGGCGCACACCUUUUAAACAAAGACCCAGCGUUUCUUGUGCUCUGUGAAUUGAAAAAUCGUAGAUAGUGACACCUUAGGUGAAAUCACUUCACAGUUGCAGUGCUAGUCUUUAAAGCUGAUGAGAUUUCUCCGGCAAACAGAGAUUUUCACAGGUCGAAACUGGAAAUACUCUCUUGAGUCUUCAGGAUGAAGCACUUGUGUUUGUAUCACCAUAUGCAUGACCUUGUAAGAAUCAGGUGCAAUUUCUGCUUCAUUGGUUUUACAUGUUUGUGUUGUCACUAAAAAGUGUCCCCAUUGUUGAUAGCUCCCAAGGAGAACCUGAGUGCAUUUUUUUUUAUGUUGGAAAACUAAUUUUUUAGUGAUUUUUUUUCUUUGGGAUGAAAUGAGCAUAAGAAGGAACUCUCCAAAGAAAAGGAAUUAUUAUAGCAAAUUAAAAAGAACAUAAGUAUUAUGACUUAACUACUAUAUUGUCUUUUUAAAUGCCAUUUCCUGUUUUACUUUUUUUUAAU
Camelus dromedarius (Arabian camel) is the source of this 5468-nucleotide messenger RNA. RefSeq names its product glucoside xylosyltransferase 2 (gene GXYLT2). Lineage: Eukaryota; Metazoa; Chordata; Mammalia; Artiodactyla; Camelidae. Bases 1 to 1332 code for a protein of 443 amino acids. The record is from RefSeq and is a predicted model, not a curated record. Gene Ontology annotation, biological process: protein O-linked glycosylation via N-acetylgalactosamine. The transcript has 7 exons. Gene Ontology annotation, molecular function: UDP-xylosyltransferase activity.